CAUGCGGGGUGUCUCAUGGGGUGUCUCUUGUGGGGUGUCUCUUUUGGGGUGUCUCAUGCGGGGUGUCUCUCUCAUCCUGUAGAGGAGCUCAGUCUGUGGAUUCAGAUGUCCUUCAAGCAUUAUGUGUUGGAAGAUACCAAGGAGCAGUUCUCGGAGGUGGAUCGGAAUGGUGACGGGAUCGUCACCUGGGAGGAGUACAACCUGCACAUGUACGAUCGAAUCAUCCAUUACAAUGAGGACACCGUCCUGGAGGAUGACGAGGAGGAAUCCUUCCGUCUGAUCCAUCUGAGGGACAAGAAGAGAUUUGAGCGCGCGGACCGCCAUGAUACCCCGGGAUUGGAUCUGAGGGAGUUUUCAGACUUCGAACAUCCGGAGGAAACCGAUUACAUGACGGAAUUCGUUAUUGAAGGAGCGUUAGAAGAACACGACAAGGACGGCGACGGGUUUGUGAGUCUAGAAGAAUAUCUCGGGGAAUAUUCCCAGGAUCCAGACGCCACAGAAGACCCUCAGUGGGUGAUUGUGGAACGAGAUCGCUUUGAAAAUGACUAUGACAAGGAUGGUGAUGGGAAGCUGAACCCCUCAGAACUUCUGUCUUGGAUCGUCCCGAACAAUGUCGGGGUGUCAGAGGAGGAGGCCGGUCACCUGGUGGAAACCAUAGACAAGGACGGGGACGGGAGACUUUCGGAGGCGGAGAUCCUGCAGAGCCGGGACAUCUUCCUCACCAGCGAAGCCACAGAUUACGGCCGGCAGCUUCAGGACGAACAUUUCUACCACGACGAGCUCUGAUUGGCUGAACUCUUUUCUAUUUAUAGCUCGGUGACUGAACUUUAUAGAUUUUUUGUUUGUUUGUUUUUGAAAUUCCCGGAGAAAAUUUUGGAGGAAUAUUUUCUAUUUUCCUUCCCAAAAGACGAAGGUUACAUCGAAUGUUAGCGGUGUGUAGAAGAUGGCGGCGGUUGUCGCCCGACGGAUUUUGUUACGUAUUUACCUUCAUUUAGAGGAAAGUGGAACUCUGGAAUAA
Rana temporaria (common frog) is the source of this 1018-nucleotide messenger RNA. RefSeq names its product reticulocalbin 2 (gene RCN2). Lineage: Eukaryota; Metazoa; Chordata; Amphibia; Anura; Ranidae. Gene Ontology annotation, cellular component: endoplasmic reticulum. Gene Ontology annotation, molecular function: calcium ion binding. The coding region runs from base 16 to 786 and encodes 256 amino acids. The transcript is spliced from 5 exons. The record is from RefSeq and is a predicted model, not a curated record.